AUGUCAAUAGAACAGGCACAACAGCAGCAAAUAAAGCAACAGGAGCAAGAACAGAUGCAUCAGUCGGUCCUGCAACAAGUGAUGCUACCCAGUGCCCGUGAACGUCUCGCUCGAAUCGCAAUUGUCAAGCCAGAAAAAGCACGGGCGAUUGAAGAAAUGGUGAUUCAAAUGGCUCAGCGUGGUCAAUUGGCUACAAAAGUUGAUGAAGAGAAACUCAUUGAUUUGUUGAAUCAAGUGGGUGUUACGGAGGAAAAGCAGCGCGUCAAAGUCACGAUCAAGCGACGGACGUACUUUAGUGAUGAAGAAGACGACGAUGAUGAUGAUGACUUUUAA
This is a messenger RNA of Peronospora farinosa, 333 nucleotides long. NCBI's taxonomy places the organism in Eukaryota, Oomycota, Peronosporomycetes, Peronosporales, Peronosporaceae. The record is from the annotation of a GenBank genome assembly.